Coniophora puteana RWD-64-598 SS2 is the source of this 899-nucleotide messenger RNA. RefSeq names its product P-loop containing nucleoside triphosphate hydrolase protein. Gene Ontology annotation, cellular component: cytoplasm. The transcript is spliced from 3 exons. The record is from RefSeq and is a predicted model, not a curated record. Lineage: Eukaryota; Fungi; Basidiomycota; Agaricomycetes; Boletales; Coniophoraceae. Bases 31 to 801 code for a protein of 256 amino acids.
CAUCGCUCGAGGUCGUCGCUGAGGACCACGAUGGACGAGAUCGCACAGACGCUCGCUGCGCGACUUGUCGAGGGUCUCAACAAGAAACCCACAAACGAACGCAUCAUCGCCGGCCUCGCGGGCGUUCCCGCCUCGGGAAAAUCCACAUUGGCCCAGCUCGUCGUGCAGCACACCAACGCCCUCCUCGCAUCCCAAGCGGCUGACCUCCUCGAGGUGCCACCCGCGAUCCUCGUCACGCAAGAUGGCUGGCAUCUCCCCCGUUCGGCGCUCGACGCGAUGCCAGACCCCAAGGAGGCACACGACAGGCGCGGCGCGCCGUUCACAUUCGACGCCAAAGGGUACCUCGCGUUCGUGAAGGCGCUCCGCACCCCUGUAACCGCGGACGUAUUCGCGCCGACGUUCGACCACGCGAAAAAGGAUCCGGUGUACGACGACGUGCGCAUCCGGCCGCAGCACCGCGUUGUGCUUAUCGAAGGAUUAUACGCGCUGCUCAACGUCGAAGAGUGGGGGGAAGCCGCGAUGCUGCUCGAUGAGCGGUGGUUCGUCAAUGUGCCGAAGGACAUUGCGCGUACGAGACUUGUGCGCAGGCACCGCAUUACGGGUGUCGCGGGAAGUUGGGAGGAGGCCGUUUGGCGGUCGAACACCAACGACGAGCCUAAUGGGGACUUAAUCAGGGCACACGUAGCGCCCACCACAUACCCGUUCAUCGAGAGCUUGGAGGACACUACGAUGGUGAUGGUGGUGCCGCCAGAGCUGCUACCCAAACUAGGAGAGGAUGUCGAUGAGGUUUACUGGAAGUGAUUCAUGUUCAUGGGUCGGUAGGCCGCACCUUAGCUGCAUCACGUAUAUCUGACCUUGAACGAUAUUCUUGUCAAUGCAAUGUCAAUGUGUAAGGUCCG